ACCGGUAGCACCAGUCAUAGGCACCGGCUGAUAGAAAAUGCAUGGAAAAUGUGCUAUACAGAGAAGCAGGGCGUACGUUUUGUUUCUCGCGAUGCUUUGUGCUCUUUAAUACUGUUUCAUAGGACCGUUCUCUAGCAUUUGAAAACUUCAACAGAAAGAUAAUGAGCUCGGAGGCGCGUCGCCGAGCCUCAUUUAGCCAUCAGUGCUGCAAUUUCUAAUAUUUAGGGAUGGGCCCGAAAAACAAACGGGCGCCCAUUCGUCGGGAGUACAAGUCUCUCACUAAGGAUGCGCUGCGUCAAGAACUGAAAUACCGAGGCAUAAAAUCGUCCGGCAAGAAAGCAGACAUGGUGAAGCGAUUGGAAAAGUGGGACCAGGACCAGAUGGCAGCCGAUGCAAGUGAUUCCACCAAGGUAGAGUUGGCAGUGCGCCAGCGCAAGACGUCUGAGUCCCUAGGUGGGGUGGCCAAUGGAGGCCUGGCCUCUUCCGCCAGCUCGCAAAAGGAGGCCCUGCGCAUGGAGCUGCUGGCUGGCUGUGUGGACCGCAAGAGCCUGGUGCUCUGGCGAAGACCCAUCAUGACAUUGCGCUAUUUCUUCAGUGAGCUCUUUGUGCUUGCCCUUGACAUGGGUGUCAGGCUGUGGCGGCAUAGGAAACAAGUCAUGGCUGCAUUGUUAGUGUUCCUUCUAUGCACUAUUGCCUACUACAUUGAAGGAUCUCAUCAAAAGCACAUACUGUUCGUAGAGAAGAAAAUGCUCUGGUGUGCCUAUUGGGUGGGCCUUGGAGUUCUGUCUUCUGUUGGCUUGGGGACAGGUCUACACACAUUUCUGUUAUACCUGGGCCCUUACAUAGCUGGAGUAACAUUAGCAGCUCACGAGUGUGGCACUGUGGAUUUUCCUGAACCUCCUUACCCUGAUGAGAUAAUCUGCCCUGAGGAGUCUAGUCCUGGUGCCCAUGUAGGCAUCUUGAAAGUGAUGAGCAAAGUGAGACUAGAAGCAUUUAUGUGGGGUGCAGGCACUGCUUUGGGAGAACUGCCACCAUAUUUUAUGGCAAGAGCCGCGAGGUUAUCUGGCAAUGAAGACCUUGAGGAUCUUGAGGAGUUAGAGGAACUCAUAGAGAAAGAGAAGACUAAAGACUUGUCUAUCCUGGACAAGGCAAAGCUGGCUGUGGAAAAAUUAGUGGAAAGAGUUGGCUUCCUUGGUAUCCUUGCCUGUGCCUCGAUACCCAAUCCACUGUUUGAUCUGGCUGGCAUCACUUGUGGACACUUCCUGGUUCCCUUCUGGACCUUUUUUGGGGCCACCCUGAUUGGCAAGGCCAUCAUCAAAAUGCACAUCCAGAAGCUCUUUGUCAUCAUUGCCUUCAACGAGAACCAUGUUGAACUCUUGCUCAAAAUGCUCAGAUCCCCUCUACCACGGUGUAAGAAGAACAGGUGCUCCAACGACGCGGGGGCCACUGGUGCGAAACGCGUGUCUCUAUUGGUGGUGUUUCACGUCUGCGCCGCUGCACGGCAGCACACAUUAGGAGGCUGAAAAAUCGGGAAAUUUGAACAUGUAAGCGAUUGUAACUGUACUAUAAGUGCGUUGAAAGAAAUUAAAACAAUUUAUUUUUUUUAAGUCUUCCUGCCCUUCACUAUAAUCAUUAAGAUCCCUCAAACGCUGUAACAGACGAUAAUGACUCCAGUAGUUCAGUCGCGCUGCGUGCUCUAGCAGACGGCAUUUGUUGAUCUUUCGAAGUGGUCACUGAGAAGCACUGUGGGCAGAUGAUAAGCUAUUAGUUUACCAAUGUUCACUUCACAAUUGAGGAAUCUAUCAUCGUUCUUGGUAAGCACUUAAAAAUUCAGAUGUCUGAAUCGCAAGAGAGGGAAGGGAGGUCUGCGUUUCGAGCUGCAACGUUGCCUGGUGAAGACUGAUCGUAGGCAAGAAGUGAUUCACACCAAACUGCAACAGCAGGCCUUGCAUGUGCAAAGGCAGUUUCCUUCCAUGUUCACUGAAAAGAGUCGAUUGCAUGGUUCGUCGGAUGCUCUGUAACAUGGACACCAAGUUCUGCAACCAGGAGUGUAUGGGUGUGAGAAGCACUGUGACCCAGCGUACGUCACAAGUUCGUGGACAGCGGCACACAAUAAAAUUUAAAAGGGUCUGAACUUGAGCUUGUUGGUAAGGCUUCAUUAUGCUGAAAUAGCACGGAAAAAAAAUGAGACAAGAGGGCGGGACAAGCGCUUUCCGUUUGGUCUUUCUUGUCCAAAAUUUUUUUUUUUUUUGUGCUGUUUACCCUGUAAUGAAGCAGUGGACAAUAAAUUUGUAACCGUCGGCACGUCCGAAAGAACCAAUUUGAGAAAUAUGGCUAAGCUAGGAUGCACAUCAAAGAAGCCUAGGCGGGCAUAAAUAAUGCCGGAAUCACCCGCUACGGUGUACUUCUUCAUCAGUGUGGUAUUGGCAACCAAAAACCCUGAAUUUAUUUUUUCGGCAUUUAGAAUAAUUCAUUCAAGAGUACGCACGUUGAUACCAUAUAUUCCACAGCAGCAUGGUUUUUAAGGAAUUAGCUGUCUCUCAAUUCGUGGCUUCUAGAAUUUGGACCUUCUGUAUACAAUCUGUAUGUGAAACACUCUUUAUUUGAGUGUAAACAGCGAAAUAUAUGACAAUUAACUUACUUUAUUACGUGAAGGCACUUCUAUUUACUCAGACUAAUCCUAUGCCGCACUCCUCGAAACCCUACUCUGCGUGAAAUGAGAACGGAAACGCAAGGUAUUGUGACAAAUAGUAGCGACGGCUUAUUGAAGCAGAAAUGACGAAAGUAAAUUGGGUUACUAGUGGAUUCAGCAAAAGACUUAACGGUGACUGCCGCAUUGAGAGAGAUGCCAUACGCUUUUGUUUAGAAAGGGUAAAAAAAGCACCGCGGCAAUUAUAAAUCGCAUUUUAAGAUUUUGUAACAUAAAGACAGUGACUGAAGGUUUGUCGCUCUAAAAAAAAGGCACUCUAAAAAACUCAGGCUGGGAAGCGUGCUCCCAGCACGGUCUCCAGGGAAUGUCCGGAUACCGGCGCGCCAGCCCCCUGCAGCUCCCUAUGGCCUCCUUGUCGCGCUCGCCGCCUAGUGGCGGCCCAACAUUAGUGAAACGCACUGCGCAUUUCCGUCGGAGCACCUGUUCUUCUUACACCGUGCCCUCUACCUCCAAUGUGAUGUCCCACCUUCCAGUCUCAAACAGUGACAACAAGCGAUGUCCGGUCCACUUUGUCCCGGACACAAUUAAUUUUCUUUUUUUCAAGUGAGAACCAAUUGCUAUUUCUCUCUUACCAAGAAAAUCCAGUGAGGGAACAAUCAAGGGUAUUACAUUGUGCAUUCUUUAAUGUAUGAAAAUCAGGGUGAACAUUACAUAUAAGGGUGCAUCAGAAUGUAGCAAAUGCAAAUAUAUAUCUUUGUAUGUAUUUCUAGGUGGCACGCCUUUCUUGCACUAUUAUGUUAGAGUAAAAAUUUUGUCUUUAUCA
Dermacentor andersoni is the source of this 3473-nucleotide messenger RNA. It is a transcript of the gene Tango5, whose product is annotated as Transport and Golgi organization 5. The record is from RefSeq and is a predicted model, not a curated record. Lineage: Eukaryota; Metazoa; Arthropoda; Arachnida; Ixodida; Ixodidae.